AUGAGAAGCGUUGGAUCUCUGGCACCCGAAGCUACAUGUGCCCUAAAUCUCAUUCCGUCCUCAACAUUGAAUAUGUCGACGUACUUCUCUGCCCUGCUCAAACGAGCGGAAUGCAAGAACAACGACCCUGCCUUCGACGCAUGCGAAACGUAUGUCAGCGACUUCACCAAAACGGGGAUCCCUCUGAUCAUCGGCUUAUCCCUUCUCUUCCUUGCCGGCACAGUGAUGUUCUUCAUCGUUCGACGCCAACGAAGACGACAAAGAGCUGCUGAACUCGCCAAGGAGCGCGAGAUCGACGACAACAUGGAGCUGACAUGGGUUCCCAUUCCGAAGUCAAAUGAAAAUAGUAACUGGCAAGCGCCUCUCAAUUAUGAGGACCCGUCCAAGCCGCCGCCGAGCUACAGUCAAGAGUAUCCGCCUCGGACACAGCAGAAAGAUCGCGGCCGCCGCGCCUCCAGGGACUCGGAUUACGCGUGA
Molecule: messenger RNA, 477 nt
Organism: Exophiala aquamarina CBS 119918
Lineage: Eukaryota; Fungi; Ascomycota; Eurotiomycetes; Chaetothyriales; Herpotrichiellaceae
Exons: 3
Coding region: 1-477 (158 amino acids)
Source: RefSeq, a predicted model, not a curated record